This is a messenger RNA of Seminavis robusta, 1008 nucleotides long. NCBI's taxonomy places the organism in Eukaryota, Bacillariophyta, Bacillariophyceae, Naviculales, Naviculaceae. The record is from the annotation of a GenBank genome assembly.
AUGCAAGGAGCCUUGUUCCAUGCGCUAUUGCUCACCUCGUCGUGGGCAACUACAUGUUCGGCGUUUUGGCUUCCUUGUCGUUCGAUUCGUCCUUGUCCGACAUAUGGCGGCAAUGCAGAACGAGCCCUUCGUGGAGGAGAUGGAGGAGAUGGCAGCAAUGAUAAUGAUGUUUUGUUGGAUGAUAUUCUCCAAGUGGCAUUGACAGCCUCGGCCAAGGCAGCGGGGAUUAUUGCCAUUCACAGUGAUGGAUCCGAUGUGGUCGAAACCAAAUCCACCAGCCGCGACUUGUUGACACUCAUUGACCCAAUGUGCGAAAAAGCCAUUCGAGAGACCGUGUUGGAACGGUUUCCACAUCACGGCUUUUUGGGCGAAGAAGGUGUGCCACCAGGGAUCCAAGCCGCCGAAGCGGCAUUGGAAGAAAAAUUAGCUGCUAGCACAGACUGGCUGUGGAUUGUGGAUCCCAUUGAUGGAACCACCAAUUUUGCCAGUGGGAUUCCGCUAAAUGCGCCCAGUGUCGCUGUAGCCUACAAGGGAGAAAUCAUGGUGGGAGUCAUUCAUGAUCCCCAUCGCGACGAAAUUUGGACGGCGGUUCGUGGCAGAGGGGCAUUUCUCAAUGGAAAACCAAUAAUUCAAACGUCGUCUUCUUCAACAUCCAUUGGAGAUGCCGUGAUUGGGGCUGAAUCACCGGCUGGCCAACAUAGUUUGGAAGUUGCCGUAAAGGGAAUCACAGCCCUCAUGCCGCGCUGUCGGACGGUACGAAUCCUGGGGUCCACGGCGGUGCAGUUGCCGUGGGUGGCGCAAGGCAGAUUGACAUGUUAUUGGUCACCCGAUGAAUGUGCAUGGGAUCAUGCGGCGGGAGCCAUUAUCGUGCAAGAAGCGGGAGGCAUCAUUACGGAUCUAGACGGGUCGCCCUUUACGCUCCGAACUCGCAAAUUCAUGGCGAGUCAAAAUGAGCAAGUGCACCGCGAAGUCUUGCAAGUGCUGAAAGACGAAGCAGGCAUUCAAUAA